This is a messenger RNA of Motacilla alba alba, 4177 nucleotides long. It is a transcript of the gene LDAH, whose product is annotated as lipid droplet associated hydrolase. Lineage: Eukaryota; Metazoa; Chordata; Aves; Passeriformes; Motacillidae. Bases 236 to 1210 code for a protein of 324 amino acids. Gene Ontology annotation, cellular component: lipid droplet. Gene Ontology annotation, molecular function: lipase activity. Gene Ontology annotation, biological process: lipid storage. The record is from RefSeq and is a predicted model, not a curated record. The transcript is spliced from 7 exons.
GGCUAGGAAGGGCUGGGAAGCAAGGGCUGGCUAGGAAGGCCGGUCUUAGGGGGGUCGCAGCCGCCGCCCUCACGGCGCGGGGGGCGGGUCGGGCCCGCCCUCAGCGCGCCCCGCGGCCCCGGCGGAAGGAGCGGCCCGGCCCCUCCUCGCCGGCUGCUUCCGCCCGGUGUCGGCCGAGACAGCGCCGGCCGCCGCCGUGCCGGGAGCCGGGGAGCCUGCCAACGGGGAAGCAAACAUGAGGUCGGGGUCAGAAGAGCCAGUCCCCUUACAUGAAGAAUUUAUCUACUGUUGUGGAGCUGCUACCCAUGUCUUAAAGUGUGGGCCCUGGAAAGACCUCUCAAAAGAUGAAAGUAAAAAUCUACCCAGGCUCUUGUUCAUGAUUAUUCCUGGUAACCCUGGACUGGCAGGUUAUUACAAGACCUUUAUACAGGCCCUUUAUUGUGGACUGAACCAGCAGUAUCCUGUCUGGGUUGUGAGCCAUGCUGGACACUGUAAACCUCCGAGUGGGAUGGAAAUGAUAGAAGACACAGAUAUUAAGGAGCUAGAGGAUGUUUUUGGACUUAACGGACAAGUAGAGCAUAAGCUGAACUUCCUCAAAAAGAAUGUAUCAAAAGAUAUAAAGCUGGUACUGAUUGCUCAUUCUAUUGGUUGCUACAUCACCCUGGAGAUGAUGAAACGAGCAUCAGAACUUCAGGUCCUGCGCUCCGUGCUGCUGUUCCCGACCAUCGAGCGCAUGGCUCAGUCCCCGCAGGGCAAGCUCAUGACCCCCCUGCUCUGCAAGCUCCGCUACGCUCUGUACAUGCCCGUGUACCUGCUGUCCUUCCUUCCCGAGGGAGUCAAGGCCUCCCUGGUGAGGUUUGCACUGCGGGGGAUGAAGACCUGUGAUGAGUCUUCAAUAACAACCUCCAUAAACCUCUUCAGUGUCGACUGCAUUGCCAACAUCUUGUACAUGGCAAGCCAAGAAAUGAUGAAGGUGGUGGAGAGAGACAGUACAACCAUAAAGCAAAAUUUAAAGAAGCUGAUUUUUUACUAUGGAACUGGAGACAGCUGGUGUCCACAGCACUACUACGACGAGAUCAAAAUGGAUUUUCCAGACGGGGACAUUCGGCUCUGUGAGAAGGGGCUCCGCCACGCCUUCGUGCUCGAUGCCAGCAAGGAGAUGGCUGCCAUGAUCACAGACUGGCUACAGGAUGAUCUGACCAAAUUAUAAACACUAAUUCAGUGAUCAACAAGAAAAUGAUGUAAUUAUUUUGUGAACGUGUAAAAUUUUUUUUGUGAGAGAGUCUGUCUUAUUUUUUUUUUCUGUUUACUAUAGAUUAUGGCUUGUUUUCUAUUGAGAUGCUUUAGAGAAAGUUAAAGAGAGACUGGCUGGUCCAAAGUAUAGUUUUAUUGACUCAGUGCUUAUGUAGUUUCAUCCCGAGUCUUCAGGACUCUGGAAGACUUGGCAAAAGGUGGAAUAUUUAUUGUCUGUUGGCACUCUAGACAAUGCUGACAGAACUUUACCUGAGCUACUUCCACCCCACUCUCUGCUGGACAAGUGUCAGGGUUGGGUGGAUCCUGGCAAUGGGUCCUGCUACGCUGUGAAAGGCCUGGCCCUCUCCUCGUGUCUCACCCCUCUGUGUGAGCCAGGUGCAUGGCAGCCAGAAGAGCCCGGGGCCCUGGGCAGUCCUGACGUUGUCUCCUCUGGUCAGAGGGGGUUGGUGGUCAGGCUGAGUUUGGGAUGAGUUCAGGGAAGAUGUGGAGAUCAGGUGUGCAGUUUCUCCAAGUCUCACCACAGCUUUGGGGCACUGCCAGGACUCCGCAGGGUCUUAGAAAUGCUGUAAGGUAUCUGUGGCUGCUCAGCAAAGGAAUACAUAAGGAUCUCUUGCCUGGAACAUGGCCAAGUGUUCCAUUUUUCAAUUGACUGUAGAGAACGGAAAGUACACUGGUCAAAAAUGCCAGUAUUUAAAAGUUAAAAUGGAUUGCAGAAUCCAUGUAUAACAACUUCUAGGUGGCCUAGCUCUCCUAAUGAAGUCCAUGAGAACAGUGCUUGCUCAGCAGCUUUAAAGAAUUGAACCACUUUUGAUGCAUGUCUAAGUUUCAGUUCUUUGCUCUAAGGACUGAAGUAUGAAAUUUUCUGCCAAGCCACAAAUUAGGCACCUUCACCAUCAGAAAACAUCUGUUACUAUGCCAUGGCUGCACCCAUGACAUGGCAUGAAUGAUACUGUUGAGAACCAGACCCUUGCAUGGUGCUGACAAGUUCCCUGUUCCUCACAUUUGGUGAACCCUUUCCUUUACAGAUGUAAAAAAAAAAAAAAAGAAAAAAGCUUUCUACCAGUUGUGAUAACAAAAGAAGUUGCAGGGAAUAGCUAGAAAUGAAAAUAUUGCAAGUAAGGGGAACAGAGCCAAGUGUAAUCAGGAAAAGCUUUCUUGCCACGAACCUGUGAAAUAGUCUCCCCGUGGAGUUCAUAAAGACAUUUAUAAAUAAGCAAAACACUACAGGGUAGUCAGGGGAGGUCCUGCCCUUGUAAAAAGAUCAAUUUAGAUGAUGCACUGAGUAUCUAACUUACAUGAUUUAUUAACAGUUUUGAUAUGUGUGAGAAUGGUAUUGGAGAAUGUUCUCUGUGAUGCAGAAAGAUCAAUUAAUUGCUUUCUUUUCUUACACAAUUAUACACACCCCUUCCACCACUCUCUAAACCCCCCUUGAACCUUUCACUGGUAUUUAGACCAACUUGUAAUUGAGUUCGGUUCCUGGAUAUUUAGGAAUAGUUUUCAAACCUGCAGACUGACACUGGAUUUAAGUGACCUUCUCUGUAUCAGAAACUGGUUUAGCUUUUAUGCCUAGCCAGUGGAUUUUCCAAUUGCACUGCCAUGUAAUGAAAUGGCACUGAUGAGUGGGGCAGGAUUGUUGGGAACACAGUUUCAGCAGCGUGGGGAGGAACCAGACCUGUUCAAAGUGAGGAGACUAUCCCCAUGCAACUGAUUCUGCUUAUUGGAGAGUCACGGGACUUUCUGUCUUUCUACAGGUCCAUAUUCAGUCAUGAUCAAAACAAUUCUUGUGCUCACUGUAGAAAUCCAUAGUUGUAUGUGUGUGAUAGCCCCCAGAUGUUGGCGUCAUCCCAGUUGGAUGGCCUUGUGGCAGAUGCUCCCUGCAUCUGUUGGCUGAGGUGCUCCCUGGGGCAGAGCCGGGGAGGACGUGCACAUACGUGGAGAUACAUUAAUGGACACGUAUACGUACAUGUGCACCUGUCUGUCUGUCAGCAGCAUAAAAACCACAGUUCACUUGGUUGUUUUGGUUUGCACAUUGAUCUGGUUGAGCAAAACGUUUGUUCUUCGAAGUAUGUGGAGUCAGGGAAUGGACAAAUACCCAGUUUGUGGGAGUUCAGCUGUUGUAGUGGAUCUCCUGAGACCAGACAGAUUCUUGCAUUAACCAAAGAUGACAAGCAACUACUACAGCUUGAAACUGAAGCACCUAUGAGAAGCAGUUGUUUACAGUGCAUUAUAUGUAUACUUUGUAUGAGGAAUUAAUUUAGCAAUACUUGUACUUGACUUGUGUAUGCCUUUUAUACAAAAGUUAAUCCAUUAUACUAAAUCCUAACUGCAUUAAGACCUAAACUGAGAUUAGGUCUGGUCAGUGAUGACUAGAUCUACUGCAGAAGAAUGCCUUACAAUUUUCUUAAAAGAAUUUUCUCUAGUAUUAAAAACAAAAACCAUAUUGAUUCAAUUGCUACCUUCCUCCUAGAAGCUCUUACUGUAAGGCAAAGAUCUGAAAAUUUGCUACUCUAUUCAUUGCUAAAACACACGGGCCUAGUUUCCACAGCUGUAUUUCCUAGGAGGAGCAGAUCCCACACAGUGAGAAUCCAGCUCCUCGGAAGCCUGCAUUGUUCAUUGUCACCCCAGGCAAAGAUUGUCAAAAGUGCUCGUGGUCCAAAUGUGCCAAUUUACCUUGAAAACACAGUGUGGUUUUGCCUAUUUUAGACUAUUUAAGAAUUCUUGGAAAACCUAUCACAAAUAUAUUGACUGUAAGCUGUAGCACCUACUCACUGUCAUUCACAUCUGUGCUUGAUUCUCACCACACGAGUGACCCUGCUAGUGCAGUGACUUUGACUCAUGUGCAAGUGUUUUGCUAGAUCGAUACCUUUUAAUAAAAGUACACAACUCCAAUAACAAAAAUAAAGAAAUUUAUGGUAAAAUGUAA